This is a messenger RNA of Saimiri boliviensis boliviensis (Bolivian squirrel monkey), 3532 nucleotides long. It is a transcript of the gene PDGFC, whose product is annotated as platelet derived growth factor C. Lineage: Eukaryota; Metazoa; Chordata; Mammalia; Primates; Cebidae. Gene Ontology annotation, biological process: positive regulation of cell population proliferation; positive regulation of protein autophosphorylation; positive regulation of MAP kinase activity. The record is from RefSeq and is a predicted model, not a curated record. Gene Ontology annotation, molecular function: growth factor activity; platelet-derived growth factor receptor binding. Gene Ontology annotation, cellular component: membrane.
UCGGCCCACGGCGCCCACCUCCCGUUUGCCGCCCGGCGGGGUGAAGGUAGAGAAGGGGAGGUCACAAGCCGGAUCCUCCGGGCGGUCACGGGCCUUCCCUCUUCACCCCGUGCAGAGACGCCGCGCCGCGCCCCGCGGUUAGCGCGGAGCCCGGGGCGUGGGGGAGGGGACGGGGAACGACCGGAGCCCCGCGGUGACCCCGAGUGGCCGAAUUGCCCCAGGCUUUGAGGAGCGGGGGACGCGCCCGAACAAGGUGAACUUUGGUCACGGAAAACUCAAGCCCGGUACUGGAAUCCGGAGCCCACUGCGCGCCGGGCUGGGGAGCGGGAGCCCCGCGGCCUCCCUCCGCCCGCGCCCCGGCCUCCCUCCGCCCGGAGCCCCCCCGCGGCCCCGCUCCGGCGCCCCGGCCCUUGGGACCCGCCGCGGCGCCCCCGCCUGGUUUCUCCCCCCUCCCCCUCCGGGGAUAGGGGGUGGGGCGGAGGAGAGGGGCGCAUCUAUUGGCAGCUUUGUUAUUGAUCAGAAACUGCUCGCCGCGGACUUGGCUUCCAGUCUGGCUGCGCGCGACCCUUGAGUUUUCGCCUCUGUCCCGUCCCCCGAACUGACAGGUGCUCCCAGCUACUUGCUGGUGACUCCUCGCUGCUCCCCCGCGUCCCCACCCCCUCAUUCCUCCCUCGCCUUCACCCCCACCCCCACCACUUCGCCACAGCUCAGGAUUUGUUUAAACCUUGGGAAACUGGUUCAGGUCCAGGUUUUGCUUUGAUCCUUUUCAAAAACUGGAGACACAGAAGAGGGCUCUAGGAAAAAGUUUUGGAUGGGAUUAUGUGGAAACUACCCUGCGAUUCUCUGCUGCCAGAGCAGGCUCGGCGCUUCCACCCCAGUGCAGCCUUCCCCUGGCGGCGGUGAGAGAGACUCGGGAGUCGCUGCUGCCCAAGUGCCCGCCGUGAGUGAGCUCUCGCCCCGGUCAGCCAAAUGCUCCUCCUCGGGCUUCUCCUGCUGAUAUCUGCCCUGGUCGGCCAGAGACUGGGGACUCAGGCGGAAUCCAGCCUGAGCAGUAAAUUCCAGUUCUCCAGCAACAAGGAACAGAACGGGAAGAACUAUAUCCAUGCAUCUGGACUGGCAUAGAAAAGAGGAGAAAGAACAUUUAAAAGGAGUACAAGAUCCUCAGCAUGAGAGAAUUAUUACUGUGUCUACUAAUGGAACUAUUCACAGCCCAAGGUUUCCUCGUGCUUAUCCAAGAAAUAUGGUUUUGGUAUGGAGAUUAGUAGCAGCAGAGGAAAAUGUAUGGAUACAACUUACGUUUGAUGAAAGGUUUGGGCUUGAAGACCCAGAAGGUGACAUAUGCAAGUAUGAUUUUGUAGAAGUUGAGGAACCCAGUGAUGGAACUAUAUUAGGGCGCUGGUGUGGUUCUGGUACUGUACCAGGAAAACAGAUUUCUAAAGGAAAUCAAAUUAAGAUAAGAUUUGUAUCUGAUGAAUAUUUUCCUUCUGAACCAGGGUUCUGCAUCCACUACAACAUUGUCAUGCAACAAUUCACAGAGGCUGUGAGUCCUUCAGUGUUACCCCCUUCAGUUUUGCCACUGGACCUGCUUAAUAAUGCUAUAACUGCCUUUACUACCUUGGAAGACCUUAUUCGAUAUCUUGAACCAGAUAGAUGGCAGUUGGACAUAGAAGAACUAUAUAGGCCAACUUGGCAAAUUCUUGGCAAGGCUUUUGUUUUUGGAAGAAAAUCCAGAGUGGUGGAUCUGAAUCUUCUAACAGAGGAGGUAAGAUUAUACAGCUGCACACCUCGUAACUUCUCAGUGUCCAUAAGGGAAGAACUAAAGAGAACCGAUACCAUUUACUGGCCAGGUUGUCUCCUGGUUAAACGCUGUGGUGGAAACUGUGCCUGUUGUCUCCACAAUUGCAAUGAAUGUCAAUGUGUCCCAAGCAAAGUUACUAAAAAAUAUCAUGAGGUCCUGCAGUUGAGACCAAAGACCGGUGUCAAGGGAUUGCAUAAAUCACUCACCGAUGUGGCCAUGGAGCACCAUGAGCAGUGUGACUGUGUGUGCAGAGGGAGCACAGGAGGAUAACCACAUCACCAGCAGCAGCUCUUGCCCAGAGCUGUGCAGAGCAGUGGCUGAUUCUGUUAGAGAAUUUAUGCGUUAUCUCCAUCCUUAAUCUCAGUUGUUUGCUUCAAGGACCUUUCAUCUUCAGGAUUUACAGUGCAUUCUGAAAGAGGAGUCAUCAAACAGAAUUAGGAGUUGUGCAACAGCUCUUUCGAGAGGAGGCGCAAAGGACAGGAGAGAAGUUCUUCAAUCAUGAAAAGAAAAUUAAGUGUUGUAUUAAAUAGAUCACCAGCUAGUUACAGAGUUACCAUGUACCUAUUCCACUAGCUGCGUUCUGUAUUUCAGUUGUUUUGAUAUGGCUUAGGGUAAUGUCAGUACAGGAAAAAACUGUGCAAAUGAGCACCUGAUUCUGUUGUCUUGCUUAACUCUAAAGCUCCAUGUUCUGGGCAUAAAAUCAUAUAAAAUCUGGAUUUUUUUUCUCAUAUUCACAUAGGUAAACGAGAACAUUCUAUGUAUUACAAACCUGGUUUUUAAAAAGGAACUAUGUUGCUAUGAAUUAAACUUGUGUCAUGCUGAUAGGAAAGACUGGAUUUUUCAUAUUUCUUAUUAAAAUCUCUGCCAUUUAGAAGAGAACUAAAUUCAUGGUUUGGAAAACACAAACCUGAAAACAAGAGUGGCCUUAUCUUCACUUUAUCUCUAAGUCAGUUUGUUUGUGUUAUUGUGUACAUUUUUAUAUUCUCCUUUUGACAUUAUAACUGUUGGCUUUUCUAAUCUUGUUAAAUAUAUCUAUUUUUACCAAAGGUAUUUAAUAUUCUUUUUUAUGACAACUUAGAUCAACUAUUUUUAGCUUGGUAAAUUUUUUCUAAACAGAAUUGUUAUAGCCGGAGGAACAAAGAUGAUAUAAAAUAUUGUUGCUCUGACAAAAAUACAUGUAUUUCAUUCUCGUAUGGUGCUAGAGUUAUUCUGCAUUUUCAAAAACUGAAUUGGAAAUCAAUAGAAUUGGUAAGUUGCAAAGACUUUUUGAAAAUAUUUAAAUUAUGAUAUCUUCCAUUCCUGUUAUUGGAGAUGAAAAUAAAAAGCAACUUAUGAAAGUAGACAUUCAGAUCCAACCACUACUAACCUAUUCCUUUUUUGGGAAAACCUGAGCCUAGCUCAGAAAAACAUAAAGCACCUUGAAAAAGACUUGGCCGCUUCCCAACAAGACGUGCUGUGCUGUGCUGUAGGAACACAUCCUAUUUAUUGUGAUGUAACAGUUUUAUGACCUUAAACUCUGUUCCAUACACUUGUAUAAAUACAUGGAUAUUUUUAUGUACAGAAGUAUAUCCUUUAACCAGUUCACUUAUUGUACUCUUUGGCAAUUGAAAAUCAGUAAACUAUUUUGCUUGUAAAAUGCUUAAUAUUGUGCCUAGGUUAUGUGGUGACUAUUUGAAUUAAAAAUGUAUUGAAUCAUCAAAUAAAAGAAUGUGGCUAUUUUGGGGAGAAAAUUAA